GCACUAAACUCCUCUUUCUUUCUCCUUCUUCUUUGCCUCUUUUCUCUACACGUUUUCAGUUUCAGUCUAAAGAACACAAACCAAAGAAACAAGUCAUAUAUACUCUUAAAUUGCCUUAUUGUGAUGUGGGCAUUGUUCAUUUGGGUUUCUCUGCUUCUCAUAACCAUCACACAUUGGGUUUACAGCUGGAGAAACCCCAAAUGCAGAGGGAAGCUUCCACCAGGUUCAAUGGGUUUCCCAUUACUCGGUGAGACUAUCCAGUUCUUCAAGCCAAACCCAACUUCAGACAUCCCUCCUUUUAUCAAACAAAGGGUCAAGAAGUUUGGACCAAUUUUCAAGACUAAUCUCGUGGGGAGACCAGUGAUUGUAUCAACAGAUCCUGAUCUGAGCUACUUUGUGUUUCAACAAGAGGGUCGAUGUUUCCAGAGUUGGUAUCCAGACACUUUUACCAAUAUCUUUGGAAAGAAGAACGUGGGUUCAUUACAUGGAUUUAUGUACAAGUACCUUAAAAGCAUGGUCUUGACUCUAUUUGGCUACGAUGGUCUUAAAAAGAUGCUUCCUCAAGUAGAGAUGACUGCAAAUAAGAGAUUAGAGCUUUGGUCAAAUCAGGAAUCAGUAGAACUUAAAGAUGCUACCGCAAGUAUGAUAUUUGAUCUCACCGCAAAGAAGUUGAUCAGCCAUGAUCCAGACAAGUCAUCAGAGAAUCUAAGGGAAAACUUUGUUGCUUUUAUUCGAGGACUGAUCUCCUUCCCUUUUAACAUUCCAGGCACAGCUUAUCACAAAUGUCUUAAGGGUAGGGAAAACGCAAUGAGAAUGCUGAGGAAUAUGCUUCAAGAAAGGCGUAAGAAACCGCGGAAGAACCCAAAUGACUUUUUUGAUUAUGUCAUUGAAGAGAUUCAGAAAGAGGGUACAAUCCUGACAGAGGAGAUUGCACUAGACUUGAUGUUUGUCUUGCUAUUCGCAAGCUUUGAAACAACUUCUCUCGCUUUAACUUUAGCCAUCAAGUUUCUUUCGGAUGACCCUGAAGUUCUAAACCGUUUGACGGAAGAACAUGAGGCGAUUCUGAGAAACCGGGAAGAUGCCAAGUCUGGACUUACAUGGGAAGAAUACAAGUCAAUGACUUACACAUUUCAGUUCAUAAACGAAACAGCAAGACUAGCAAAUAUAGUUCCUGCAAUCUUCAGAAAGGCCUUGAUUGAUAUAAAAUAUAAAGAUUAUACAAUUCCAGCCGGCUGGGCGGUGAUGGUCUGUCCUCCAGCUGUACAUUUGAAUCCAGACCAGUAUGCAGAUCCUUUAGUCUUUAACCCAUCAAGAUGGGAGGAAUCAAAGUCUAACAAUGCAUCUAAGCACUUCAUGGCUUUUGGUGGCGGUAUGAGGUUUUGUGUUGGAACUGACUUCACUAAAUUGCAGAUGGCUGUUUUUCUUCACAGCCUUGUAACCAAAUACAGGUGGGAGGAGAUAAAAGGAGGGAAUAUACUACGAACUCCAGGAUUACAGUUUCCAAACGGUUACCAUGUCAAACUCCAUAAGAAAAUAGACUAGAGAUAAUGUUAUAAGUAUAACAUAUAUAAGUUGGUAGGAUAAGUUGUUAUACAUUUUUCUUAAGAUCACGUUCAUCUUUAACUCCCUAAGGUAAAGGUGGGGAAGAUGUUGGGGUCUAUCUUGAAUCCAUUUGUCUUAAUUAGCUGCAAGGUGAAAACACAGUUUUGAUUUCAAGCAGGAGCUUAUUUGGUGUGUCUGGUCAUAAACUGUAAUAAUGUAUAGUAUUUGAUCACAUGCAUGUAAAAAGACUUCAAGUGAAUGUACUUCUAACUCCUGAGAUGAAUCAGGAGAUUUAUUGGUGAUUAUCCUUUUUCUAA
This is a messenger RNA of Raphanus sativus (radish), 1859 nucleotides long. Its product is annotated as cytochrome P450 87A3-like. Bases 124 to 1542 code for a protein of 472 amino acids. Lineage: Eukaryota; Viridiplantae; Streptophyta; Magnoliopsida; Brassicales; Brassicaceae. The record is from RefSeq and is a predicted model, not a curated record. Gene Ontology annotation, molecular function: oxidoreductase activity, acting on paired donors, with incorporation or reduction of molecular oxygen; monooxygenase activity; heme binding. Gene Ontology annotation, biological process: sterol metabolic process. The transcript has 9 exons.